Messenger RNA from Erythranthe guttata (spotted monkey flower), 807 nucleotides. RefSeq lists its product as uncharacterized. The record is from RefSeq and is a predicted model, not a curated record. Lineage: Eukaryota; Viridiplantae; Streptophyta; Magnoliopsida; Lamiales; Phrymaceae.
AUGGGGUGCGGUGUUUCACGUCCGUUCGACGGGAACGGGCUGGUGUUGCCGGCGAAGCUCCGCCCGAUAUUCGUCCACCGGCUAGAGGAGAUUAAGAUGCGCCGCCACGCUGGCCAGUACCCGCCCCUCAAGGACACCGCCUCCACCCCUUCCAAGAAAGAGUUGCUUUUGCACGACCCUCACGAAUUAGAGGACGAACACAAAAGCGCGCCUUCUUCCUCCAAUACGUCAAAAAGCGUAUCUCACCCUCACUCCCACCAUCACGUAAUUCACAGCAAGGGAAAAGAAGAGGCGGCGGCAAUUAGUUCUGAUAAGCACAAAAACGUUAACGACGAUGAUGAUGAAAAUGACAAGAAGAAGAAGGGCAAUGUUGCGAUUACUCACGGUGUUAAGGGUAAAGAUGAUGAGGAUAUGUUAACGGAUACGGAUGAUGAUAAUGAUGAUGAUGAUGACGAGGAUGAUGACGAGGACGACGAGAGAAGGAUUGGCCGUGGUGACUUUCCGGGCUCCCCGAGCUUUCGGGGGUAUAUUAAGGAAGAUGGAGGAGAUAAAAAGAUUGAUAUAGGUAAGAAGAAUGCCUUGAAAGAUACAAUCCCCAAAGACGACACCGUAUUAUCAAAGGAGUCUUCCGAGAAUAAGAAAGUGAAGAGAGGGAAAAAGAAGAAGAGUUUUCGAAGAAGGGUGUUGCCAAAGGGAGGACAAGCCGCCGUGAAGAAUCUAUUCAACGCCGCCACAUGUUACACUCCACCACCUUCUGCCGCCCACGACCACCACGCCCAUCUUCUCACCGGAAAACCAAAUGCUUGA